This is a messenger RNA of Lactuca sativa (garden lettuce), 387 nucleotides long. Lineage: Eukaryota; Viridiplantae; Streptophyta; Magnoliopsida; Asterales; Asteraceae. The record is from RefSeq and is a predicted model, not a curated record.
AUGAUUCAUCAAGCCAAAUAUGUGGACGAUAUGCUCGAGAAGUUCGGGUUCAGAGACGUUAAACCUGCUUUGACGCCUAUGGCGGAGAGACCACUACUGACUCCUGAUCUUGAAGGCGAAUCCAUAGACCAAACGGAUUACAGAUCAAUGAUUGGAUCGCUGAUGCAGCCCAUAACUGGGUCUGUGGUAUCAAAAAAUUCCGAUUUUGAUCUUUAUGCUUUUGCAGACAACAAUUAUGGUGAUUGCGAGCUUGACAGGAAAUCGACUUCAGGUGGAUAUCAAUUUUUAGGAGAUAGGCUGGUAUCUUGGCAAUUCAAGAAGCAGCAUACUGUCUCGACCUCAACAGCAGAAGCAAAAUACGUAGCUGCGUCUGCCUAUUGCUCUUAA